CUGACCCAAGUCCAACCUCUGGCCUUGUACUACAACGACCCAUUAAGUAGAAUUCUCCAUCGUUUUUCUAUAAACGUUCUUUCCAGUAUCAUCGUGACUCAUUUCAAUACAGCAAAAGUCGUUUUCUUGAUCUUAUCGUGACUCAUUUCAAAGCUUUCUCGAUCCCUGCAAGUCUGUUAUUCUACUAAUCUUCUAAUCCUUCAUUAUUUGUUCGUCGAUCCUCUCUUCCAUACCAAACUCAUCAUGGCCCCUAACAUCAGUAACACUGCUGCGAAAAUCGCCAGCCUUGUGAAGCCUGCGAGCAUACCCAGCAGAGCUUACGUUACGUUUUUAGCAGGCGACGGCAACUAUUAUAAAGGGGCUGUCGGUUUGGCCAAGGGGCUGAGGAAUGUGAAGAGCGUUUACCCGCUCGUUGUAGCUGUCUUGUCGGACGUUCCAGAGGAGCAUCGCCAGAUUCUGGAAUCCCAGGGAUGCAUUGUCAGAGAAAUACAGCCGGUGUAUCCUCCGGAAAACCAGACCCAAUUCGCCAUGGCAUAUUAUGUCAUCAACUACUCCAAACUGCGAAUCUGGGAGUUUGUAGAAUAUAGCAAGAUGAUAUACUUGGAUUCGGAUAUUCAAGUUUACGACAACAUAGAUCAUCUGUUUGAUCUCCCCGGCGGCCACUUUUACGCAGUGAUGGAUUGUUUCUGCGAGAAAACAUGGAGUAACACACCCCAAUUCAAGAUCGGAUACUGCCAGCAGUGCCCAGACAAGGUGAAGUGGCCUGCUGAGUUGGGUCCACCUCCGUCCCUUUACUUCAACGCCGGCAUGUUCGUCUUUGAGCCUAGCCUCUCUACCUGCGACGAUCUCUUGAAAACCCUACAAGUCACACCUGCCACCUCGUUUGCAGAGCAGGAUUUCUUGAAUAUGUUCUUCAAGGAUAUUUACAAGCCCAUUCCUCUGGUCUACAACCUGGUCUUGGCGAUGUUGUGGCGACACCCUGAGAACGUAGAUCUGGAUAAAGUGAAAGUCGUUCACUAUUGUGCAGCGGGAUCGAAGCCAUGGAGGUACACGGGGAAGGAGGAGAACAUGCAUAGGGAGGACAUAAAGAUGCUUGUGAAGAAAUGGUGGGAUGUGUACAACGACGAAUCAUUGAACUACAAGAAACCGGCGGCAAUAGCGGACGGCGAGGCAGAGCUGACGAAGGGCGUGGAUUUGGAGCCAUUCCGGGCGGCGUUGUCGGAGGCAGGCGUGGUUCACUACCUUACUGCCCCAUCGGCUGCUUAAUAUCUAGAUCAAAUGGCCUUUACACUCCGAUGUA
This is a messenger RNA of Nelumbo nucifera (sacred lotus), 1300 nucleotides long. Its product is annotated as galactinol synthase 2-like. The record is from RefSeq and is a predicted model, not a curated record. Gene Ontology annotation, molecular function: glycosyltransferase activity. NCBI's taxonomy places the organism in Eukaryota, Viridiplantae, Streptophyta, Magnoliopsida, Proteales, Nelumbonaceae.